AUCAGUUUUGAAUGGGACACAAGUGAAAAUGGACCUGCUUUCGCAGAAAAAUCUUAUCAUUGAGUACUGGCAAUAUCUAUUGCCUCUUUUUACUCUCGGGCUAAGUAUUUUGCUUUUGAAUUUUUCCCGGAAACCCAAUAAAGUCGUGGCCCCUCAGAAGAGUGUGGAAAAGGAUCUGGAUCCAUCCGAGACGGAAUCUCAACCGAGGGUUUCCGAUGAAGAUCUCGAUUAUGAUUCUGAUGCUCUAACACCGGCUCUUGAAGGAAUUCUCCAUCGACCAUACGAAGGUAUUAAGAAUACUUUUCCUGGAGGCAUUGAAAAGUUCUACGAGAUGGUCAAUGAUCGGAGGAGUGUGAGAAAGUAUAGUACAAGACCUGUUGAUUGGAAAACUAUUGAAAAAUGCAUUCAUGCAGCAGGCACUGGACCAAGUGGCGCUCACACAGAGCCCUGGACAUUCUGCAUUAUAUCAGACAGUGAGAUAAAGCAACAAAUCCGUGAGAUAAUUGAGCAGGAAGAGUACACAAACUAUGCUCAACGUAUGUCACGUCAAUGGACAACGGAUCUUACGCCCCUGAAGACAAAUUACGUAAAGGAAUAUCUCACGGAUGCGCCAUAUCUCGUCCUGGUUUUCAAGCAAGCCUACAGCUAUCGUGCUGAUGGCAAGAAGAAACAGCACUACUACAAUGAGAUCUCCGUGGCUAUUUCGGUAGGAAUCCUUCUGUGUGCCUUUCAAAGUGCUGGACUUAAUUCUCUGGUGACCACUCCCCUCAAUUGUGGUCCCGCUCUAAGGACUCUUCUACAACGGCCUGCACAAGAAAAACUUCUUGUACUUCUGCCAGUUGGCUAUGCUGCUGACGACUGUGAGAUUCCAGACAUUCACAGGAAACCCGUAGAAGACAUUCUCGUGAAGUACUAACAAACCUAUCAUUUUCUUAAUUUUGAGAUCAAGGCAAAUGUGUCAGGCAAAUGUUUUAAAAUAAAAAAAUAUCUCGAUUUGGUGUUUAAA
Phlebotomus papatasi is the source of this 1006-nucleotide messenger RNA. RefSeq names its product iodotyrosine deiodinase (gene Iyd). NCBI's taxonomy places the organism in Eukaryota, Metazoa, Arthropoda, Insecta, Diptera, Psychodidae. The coding region runs from base 29 to 916 and encodes 295 amino acids. The record is from RefSeq and is a predicted model, not a curated record. The transcript has 3 exons. Gene Ontology annotation, molecular function: oxidoreductase activity.